Molecule: messenger RNA, 1682 nt
Organism: Malaya genurostris
Lineage: Eukaryota; Metazoa; Arthropoda; Insecta; Diptera; Culicidae
Gene: Atf-2
Product: cyclic AMP-dependent transcription factor ATF-7
Exons: 3
Coding region: 448-1509 (353 amino acids)
Biological process (GO): regulation of transcription by RNA polymerase II
Molecular function (GO): DNA-binding transcription factor activity, RNA polymerase II-specific; cAMP response element binding
Source: RefSeq, a predicted model, not a curated record
AUGAACUAUCUUAAUAUAGUCCCCAUUUUACGGUAGCAGAGAAAACUUUGUUUGCGCUUUCCAGCAAACUAUUUUUUCAAGAUUGUAAUCUUCCACUUAACUAUUUGUUUAAGUGAACAGUAGAGCUUUUUUAUGCUGACGUGUAAGCAUUGUGCCUCAGAAUGCCGAACAUACGUACAACGUUUUAGAAUAACUUCCAGGCGUUUCUUCGAUUCGUUCAUGUGCGAACGGUAGUAAAUGGAAGAUGAGAUGUGCGCCGUCUAAACCACUACGUUCAUGAUGACCAGACGCUUCAUGCAGUUCAUGCCAACUGUCAACACAAAGCUUCCAAGCAUCGAACGCUGAUAGUAAACAAAAAUUUUAUGCGGAAGUGGGUGGUUUAAAUUUUUACGCUAAAUAUAAUAGUUUCACUCGUUAGCUAUGUUUUUUCAUAAUUAGACCAUUCUGAUGGAUACCACAGAAAAACCAUUUCCUUGUAAAAUUGAUGGAUGCAAGCUGAGUUUUGCUACGGAGGAUCAUUUGAUUGUGCACCUGAAGAACCAUGACUUGUUACUGAAGUUGGAAAUACCUAAUAAACCCAAUUUGUUUACCGAUCAAACCCCUACACCAACACGUUUGAUUGGGAAAUGUGAAGAGGUAGGAUUAUUCGAAGAUUUGCAGAAUGUGAAUCCCUUUGAAGAAACAUUCAGGAGAGCUGUGGAAGAAAAAAAUUCAAAAUCUGAAGAUGGACCCAAAGAGAAAUUACCGAAUACAGUAUCAUCAGACGAUACUUUACAUACGCCGCAUAUUUUUCCGCUUUUGGAACGUCGUGAAAGUAUCAAACUAUCAAAACUCAUAAUCUCAAGAAACAAUUCAAAAAGAGAUGAACCACCCAGUGUAAACGAAAAUCAGCUAGCGUGCCUGCCUGUUCAAUCCAGUGACAUUGUGAUAUCGACCUCUACUAAAAGACAUUUGCAAUACGAAAACACGGUUGCUAAGAAAGUGAAAUCGCUUAUUAAAAUUUUACCUAAAACAACUCCUCCAGUGCCGGUUCAAACAUCUGUGAUAAUUAUUCCAUGCAAUACAAGAAACAAUACCACUGCAUCGUUAAAGCCAAGCAAUACGUCGAGUUCUGUCAAAGCGAAGUUAAAAGAGCAUUUGAAUAAAGCCAAUUCUGAAGAUAGCUCAGAACGGGCGGUAACUCAAGCAACUGAACAUCCAACUAGCAAUACCAUCAUACACAACAUAGAAAGUACUAUACCCACUAAAGAUGUUAAAAAUGAUAAAUUGCAAAAACAUGAACGAUGGAAAGCUGCUGCCAAGCGAUAUCGGAGUCGAGUAAAGCAAAAUCAGGAUAUAUUACAUCGGAGGAAUAUUGAGCUUGCAGAAGAGAAUCAUCAUCUCAAGACCGAGAUAUUACGCCUACGCAAUGCGUUGGCGCUGCACAGAAACUGUCCUGUGACCAAAGCUCUUACAGUUGACGGCAGUGCACGGCUGGUCCGUCUAAAUUUACCGCAUAAACAAGCUUAAGUAUUCCGUUGCGGUAUCUAAAAGCUUCCUGUGCUGUAGAAACACUUGUUAGGUAUCAAAAAUCUGUUUUCGAUCGACCUGCACAAGUGCGGACAAGUUUACGAAUUGUAGAAAAUCACUAAUGAAUAAAACUACUGUCCAAGAUUUUUUAUUGUUCAAUUUGGAUUACAUUA